AUGGACGCGGAGCCCGAGCCGCCCGAGCCGCCGCCCCAGCCGCCCAGCCUCAUCGACGCCGAACCCGCCCCUACCAACCCCAACCCGCCCAGCACAGCCCCGCCUCAUUACCACCGCGCCCAAAACAGCUGCGAAAUCGACUCCCCCAAAUACACCAAACCACAAUCCGCAACAGAAACCCUAGACUCCCCUAGACCAGGCCCAGCACGAUUCAUAUUCGAUGUACCCCUACCUGAUCCUAGAAAGGCUGAAAAACCACGGAAUAAAACCCAAGUACUUAAUAGCGCUCCGUCUACGUCUAUCCAGAUUCCUUAUGACCCUAAAACUGAAACGCCGAAGAGUCCGAAGGCAAUCCAGGCAAAGUACGAGACCCAUUUCAAAUUUGAACCAGAGCCGGUGAAGAGAAGAGGCAGUGAGCCUCGGAUGAAGAAUAAGCAGAAGAUGGAUAAGCAGGAAUAUUAUAAGGAUGAGGUGGCGAAACUGAGGCGGCAGUUAGAGGGGACUGAGGUGUUCACGACCACGAGGCGGAGAUCUUCUGCGCACCAGCAUUCGGUCCCUCCACCGUCUUCGAGAAGACAAUCUACAGCAGCCCAAGUCCACGUGACCGCCAACCCGCUGGACUCAGCAGCCACCACUAUCCCAGCUGGCCGGACUACCAUCGUGGUCCAGCAGCCAUCUCUCUCGCUGGACUACGGAGGCUGUUCCACCAUCCUGGUCCGAGACGAGGACGGAAGACGGAAGAGCCGCGUCUGCAGCGACCACAUCCAGCAGUUACUGGAUGUCACCAGCCAGUUCACCUCGGAGGACCUGCAUGACUUCGAUAAGAGGUAUGGCAGCCCGCACCACUCGCGAUCGCAGUCCGUCAAGGCGGGCAGGUCCCGCACGGGAGAGAGGCAGCUCCUGGGCCUGCCGCAGCAGAGGGCCAGGGUAGCUUCGAUGCCCAACACUGGGGUUGAAGAGGAGUACUACAGGCUGAGGCACUUCAGCAUUACUGGCAAAGGCGUGGUGAACCGAGGCGACUCGUUACGCUCGCGUCGCUCCCGCUCCAACACGUCGGUGGCGUCGAGCGCUUCCAGCACGGAAGCGGCCACCAGAGCCUCCGCACCAUGUUCCUUGGCGUCCUCUAGGGACUCGUCAGCAGGCCUCAGUGCGUACAGAGUCCUGGUGUUAGGCGCGCCAGGAGUGGGCAAGUCCAGCCUGGUGGGCCAGUUCAUGACCUCGGAGUAUCUCCACGCCUACGACACUAGUAUAGACGAUGAAUCGGGUGAGCGGUCAGUUUGCGUCCUGCUGGCGGGCGAAGAGUCGGAGAUCACGUUCCUGGACGCGCCACCUGACCAUGUAGUCUUGGACGGCUGCGCACACGGCUACUGCGUGGUAUACUCGACAGCAGACCGCAGCAGCUUUGCUGAAGCGGAGAGAAGACUGCAGGCGCUAUGGGCGGCAGGUCAUACCUCCAGGAGAGCCGUCAUCCUGGUGGGGAACAAAGCGGACCUCGCGCGGUCCAGGGUCGUGCCCACUGAUGAGGGCAAGAUCCUGGCCACCUCCUACGAGUGCAAGUUCAUCGAGACGUCUGUGGGCAUCAACCACAACGUGGACGAGCUGCUGGUGGGACUCCUCACGCAGAUCCGCCUGAAGCAGCAGCACGCGGAGAGAGUCAGGAAGCGCAGCAGUUCCCGCAAGAACCGCACGCGCGCCCGCUCUCCGCUUGAGACCGAGACGCCGCCGCCCGCGCCGCCCGCUACCGUCUCCGCUGCCAGCACGCCAAGGAAGCGGACACGCCUCUCCGCUAGCGUCAAGGUACGAGGCCUAUUAGGCCGCGUGUGGGCGCGCGACUCCAAGUCCAAGUCGUGCGAGAACCUGCACGUGCUGUAA
Messenger RNA from Ostrinia nubilalis (European corn borer), 1872 nucleotides. RefSeq lists its product as uncharacterized. The transcript has 10 exons. The record is from RefSeq and is a predicted model, not a curated record. Gene Ontology annotation, molecular function: GTPase activity; calcium channel regulator activity; GTP binding. Gene Ontology annotation, cellular component: plasma membrane. NCBI's taxonomy places the organism in Eukaryota, Metazoa, Arthropoda, Insecta, Lepidoptera, Crambidae. Bases 1 to 1872 code for a protein of 623 amino acids.